UACUGCUUCGGCGUGUGUGACGCAGUUGCGACGUUGAAGUGAAAGAAGCGCGGUUUAAGGUCAUGCCCAUCUGCACGAUGUAAGUUGCCUGCUUUUUCUCGGUUUCCACCAUCUUCCAACUAUUGAAGCCUGCUGCAGAGCGUCGUCAACGUACCGGUGUCCUGCAAUGGCACCAACAAGCAGAAAUCGGCAGCCGGCGAAUAGAGGCGAUUAUAGGUACGGUCUCAACGAGCAACCUAUCGUCGACUUCGCGAAUCCGCCCUUGAACCAUCGUCCCAAACUUUUCUGCUGCCCAGUGGCUGAAUCAAAUGCAUCUCACCUACCUCGAAGUUUCGUCAACCCGGGUCGGCAUUUGAUGAACCAACAACUCCGAUCUUUCCUCGAAUGCGCCGACGAUUCCCAAUAUACGUUCUCAAAAUGUGAGGUGUCCCAUAUUGUCGAGGUGACCACCCGAGCCAUCCACAACAAUCCUGCGGCAGCGUCACACAGCAUGCACAUUCAGCAGCAGUGGAACCAGUCGUCCAGCCCUCUUCGGCCUUAUCCAGUCGAUACAAUCACCCCUCCAUUCGACUCGAGCUAUGAGAACGAAAUGGUGCUCGAUGAUGAACAUGAGUUGACCUACAGCACCUACCAGAGCAUGUCGACGAGAUAUUUCAUCGCCCAGAACAGCAGCAAUGCCUGGCAAAUCCCUCCUCACUCAAGGCAGUAUCGAGACAACCGUCCAGAUCCGAAUCAAGGCAGGGGCGGAGUUGACAAGUAUAUGGAAAUACCACCGUUCAAAAGUAUGCCUUACACAUCGGAAAGUAGUGGAGGAGGCUCAUCAGGAGGAGGAAACGCCGCUCGACCGUGGAUACCGUCGUGCAGCAUGUUGAUGUGGUGCAACCAGCACAACAACUUCUAUGAGGUACACGUGUUGUCUUAAUGAGGGGAUUACAUACAUAUCUAUGAGGCAGCCAGAUGUGGAAUCUGCAGGCGGGAUGAAAACGAGUGGCGGUU
This is a messenger RNA of Exophiala viscosa, 996 nucleotides long. RefSeq lists its product as uncharacterized. The coding region runs from base 167 to 922 and encodes 251 amino acids. NCBI's taxonomy places the organism in Eukaryota, Fungi, Ascomycota, Eurotiomycetes, Chaetothyriales, Herpotrichiellaceae. The record is from RefSeq and is a predicted model, not a curated record. The transcript is spliced from 2 exons.